Astyanax mexicanus (Mexican tetra) is the source of this 15166-nucleotide messenger RNA. RefSeq names its product ankyrin 3a (gene ank3a). Gene Ontology annotation, biological process: protein localization to T-tubule; signal transduction; regulation of cardiac muscle contraction. The coding region runs from base 290 to 13003 and encodes 4237 amino acids. The record is from RefSeq and is a predicted model, not a curated record. Gene Ontology annotation, cellular component: T-tubule. Gene Ontology annotation, molecular function: protein binding. NCBI's taxonomy places the organism in Eukaryota, Metazoa, Chordata, Actinopteri, Characiformes, Acestrorhamphidae. The transcript is spliced from 50 exons.
UGACCAGCGCAGGAGAAAGAGAUAGAGAGAGAGAGGGAGAGCAGCAGCAGCAGGAGGAGGGAUGCUCCUCUCUCCCUGUGUUCCUCUGUUCCUCUGUGGAGUAUUAUGGGCUGUUCCUCCUAUUCCUCUCUGCUCUUGGAAUAACGCUGAGGAAGAUCUGAGGAGGGAACCUUUGUUUUUUCCUGAGUGAGGAUUUUUACACAGGGUGUGUGAAAGUGAGUGUGUGUGGGUGUGGGUGUGGGUGAGGGUGUGUGUGUGAGUGUGUGGUUGCCGUGGGGACGGUUAAAUCAUGGCUCAUGCGGCGUCCCAGCUGAAGAAGAAUAAGGAUGUGGACAUCAACGCUCUGGAGGACGACAAAGAGCAGAGGCGCAGGAAGAACAGGAAACACUCCCGAGAGCAGAAGAAGAAGUCGGACAGUAAUGCCAGUUACCUGCGGGCGGCGAGGGCAGGUAAUCUGGAGAAAGCUCUGGACUACCUGAAGACUGGUGUGGACAUAAACAUCUGCAACCAGAAUGGACUAAAUGCUUUGCACUUGGCCUCUAAAGAGGGUCAUGUGGAGGUGGUCGCAGAGCUGCUCAAGCUGGGGGCCAGUGUUGAUGCAGCCACCAAGAAGGGAAACACUGCCCUGCACAUUGCAUCGCUGGCCGGACAGACGGAUGUGGUGCGGGAACUCGUGACCAAUGGAGCUAACGUUAAUGCACAGAGCCAGAAUGGCUUCACACCGUUGUACAUGGCUGCUCAGGAGAACCAUCUGGAGGUGGUUCGAUUUCUGCUGGAGCAUGGAGCCAGCCAGAGCAUCGCCACCGAGGAUGGUUUCACCCCUCUGGCGGUGGCGCUGCAGCAGGGUCAUGAUCAGGUGGUCUCUCUGCUGUUGGAGAACGACACUAAGGGUAAAGUGCGGCUCCCUGCGCUCCACAUCGCCGCCCGCAAGGACGACACCAAAUCUGCAGCUCUGCUCCUGCAGAACGACCAUAACGCAGACGUGGAGUCAAAGAUGAUGGUGAAUAGAACAACAGAGAGUGGCUUUACUCCUCUUCACAUCGCGGCUCAUUACGGGAACAUCAACGUGGCCACGCUGCUGCUGAACAGGGGAGCAGCGGUGGACUUCAUGGCGAGGAAUGACAUCACUCCGCUGCAUGUAGCAGCUAAAAGAGGGAACGGGAACAUGGUGAAGCUUCUGCUGGACCGAGGAGCCAAGAUUGAUGCCAAGACCAAGGAUGGGUUGACCCCCCUGCACUGUGGAGCACGGAGUGGUCAUGAGCAGGUGGUGGAGAUGCUUUUGGACAGAGGAGCUCCGAUCCUCUCCAAAACUAAAAACGGACUGUCUCCCCUGCACAUGGCCACUCAAGGUGAUCACCUGAACUGCGUCCAGCUCCUCCUGCAGCACGAUGUGCCGGUGGAUGAUGUCACUAAUGACUACCUGACUGCUCUGCACGUGGCGGCGCACUGUGGGCACUAUAAAGUGGCCAAAGUCAUAGUGGACAAGAAGGCCAACCCAAACGCUAAAGCACUGAACGGUUUCACUCCACUGCAUAUCGCCUGUAAGAAGAACAGAGUGAAGGUGAUGGAGCUGCUGCUGAAACACGGAGCAUCUCUACAGGCCGUCACUGAGUCGGGGUUGACGCCGAUCCAUGUGGCAGCGUUUAUGGGUCAUGAGAACAUAGUGAAGCAGCUGACACACCACGGAGCCUCACCAAACACAACUAAUGUGAGAGGAGAAACAGCGCUACACAUGGCAGCAAGAGCAGGGCAGGCUGAUGUGGUGAGAUAUCUUCUACAGAACGGAGCUAAAGUGGAUAUCAAGGCCAAGGAUGAUCAGACAGCGCUCCACAUCGCCAGUCGUCUGGGGAAGGCAGAGAUAGUUCAGCUGCUGCUACAGAAAGGGGCGUGGGCCAGUGCAGCCACGACUUCAGGAUACACUCCCCUGCACCUGGCAGUGAGAGAAGGCCAUCAGGAGACUGCAUCCUUACUGCUGGAGCAUGGAGCUUCACUGUCUGCAGCUACAAAGAAGGGAUUCACUCCUUUGCAUGUUGCUGCUAAAUACGGUCAGAUAGAGGCAGCAAAACUACUGCUACAGAAAAGAGCAGCACCUGAUACAGCAGGCAAGACUGGGUUAACUCCGCUGCAUGUAGCCGCUCACUAUGAUAAUCAGAGAGUGGCUCUGCUGCUGCUGGACCACGGGGCCUCACCACACGCUGCAGCAAAGAAUGGGUACACUCCUCUCCACAUCGCCGCUAAGAAGAACCAGCUGGAGAUCGGAACGACGCUGCUGGAGUUCGGAGCGGAGACGAACGCCGUGACCCGGCAGGGAAUCAGCCCACUGCACCUGGCCGCACAAGAGGGUAGCGUGGACCUGGUGUCCCUGUUACUGACCAAAAAUGCCAACGUUAACAUGGGCAAUAAGAACGGGCUGACUCCGCUGCACCUGGCGGCACAGGAGGACAGAGUGGGUGUGGCCGAGGUUCUGCUGAAUCACGGGGCUGAGGUGGACGCUCACACUAAGACGGGAUACACCCCGUUGCAUGUGGCCUGUCACUAUGGCAACAUGAAGAUGGUGAGUUUCCUGUUGGAGAAUCAGGCAAAGAUCAACAGCAAAACAAAGAGUGGAUACACUCCUCUACACCAGGCAGCGCAACAAGGCCAUACCCAUAUCAUUAAUAUGCUGCUUCAGCACAGAGCUUCAGCCAAUGAGCUCACACUGAAUGGCAAUACCGCUCUCUCUAUUGCACGGCGGCUCGGCUAUAUUUCUGUGGUUGACACUCUGAGAGGACUGACAGAUGAAAAUCUCACUGCAACGCCACCGGUGUCGGAGAAACACAAGCUGAAUGUUCCGGAAACCAUGAACGAAUUCCUGGACAUGUCGGACGAUGAGGGUGAAGAUGCGAUGACUGGGGAGACAGAGAAGUACCUGCGGCCACAGGACCUGAAGGAACUCGGCGACGAUUCGCUACCGCAGGAGGGCUACAUGGGCUUUAGCAUCGGAGCGCGAUCAGUCAGCCCCAGGAUCAGCUCGGACAGAUCCAACACCCAGAACAGGACGUCCUGUGUGAGAGACAGCAUGGUGAUAGAGGAAGUCAUCGCGCCCACCAAAGACACGCUGCAGAGUGUCUUUAAAGAUAUCUCCUACAUGGUGGACCCUCAGAAUAAGCACCUGUCUGUCAGCCGGGAGCAGAAUGAGAGUCUGAGGCGUUACAGCUGGACCCCUGACACCAUGGACCACUCACACAACACCGUGUCCAGCCCCAUUCACUCCGGCCCUUCUUCCCCGCUCCCCCAGUAUGACUCCAGGUUCCUGGUCAGUUUCAUGGUGGACGCUAGGGGUGGGUCCAUGAGGGGAAGUCGUCACGAUGGCAUGCGCAUCAUCAUCCCGCCCAGGAAGUGUCCGGCGCCCACGCGGAUUACCUGCCGCUUAGCCAAGCGCCACCGGCUGGCGUACCCACCCCCCAUGGUGGAGGGGGAGGGGCUGGUGAGCAGGCUGGUGGAAGUCGGGCCGGCCGGAGCUCACUUUCUUGGGCCGGUUAUUGUAGAGAUCCCUCAUUUCGGUUCCAUGCGUGGGAAAGAGCGCGAGUUGAUUGUUUUACGCAGUGAUAAUGGGGACACGUGGAAGGAGCAUCACUACGACUGUCGUGGAGAAGAUCUGCUCGCUCUGCUCAAUGGCAUGGACGAGGAGCUGGACAGCCCAAUAGAGCUGGAGAAGAAGCGAAUCUGCCGCAUCGUCACUAAAGAUUUCCCACAGUACUUUGCAGUAGUGUCUCGUAUUAAGCAGGAGAGUGACCAUAUGGGUCCGGAGGGCGGAGUCUUGACUAGUGAGGCUGUUCCCAUGGUGAGGGCUGCCUUUCCUCCUGGAGCGCUCACCAAGAAGAUCCGUGUCGGCCUACAGGCCCAGCCUGUACCAGAGGAGGUGGUGCGGAAUGUGAUCGGGAACCGAGCCUCGUUCAGCCCCAUCGUUACUGUUGAGCCCCGCAGGAGGAAGUUCCAUAAACCCAUCACCAUGACCAUCCCUGUCCCACCCAGAGCCAAGGAGGCGGCGGCUAAUGGGCGGAAAGGUGACCCUGCUCCCUGCCUGAGACUGCUCUGCAGCAUCACAGGUGGCACAUCUCCAGCUCAGUGGGAGGAUAUUACUGGUACCACUCCACUCUCCUUCGUCACUGACUGUGUUUCAUUUACCACCAACGUCUCAGCCAGGUUCUGGCUGGCGGACUGUCAGCAGGUUAGUGAGACAGUGGCCCUGGCCACUCCUCUGUACAGAGAGUUGAUCUGCGUUCCAUAUCUAGCGAAGUUUGUGGUGUUUGCGAAGCCGACGGACCCGAUGGAGGCGCGACUGCGCUGCUUCUGCAUGACCGAUGAUAAAGUGGACAAAACUCUGGAGCAGCAAGAGAACUUUGAGGAAGUGGCUCGGAGCAAAGAUAUUGAGAUUCUGGAGGGAAAGCCCAUCUAUGUGGAUUGUUAUGGCAACCUAGCCCCCUUCAGCAAGAGCAGCCAGCAGCUCAUCUUCACCUUCUACGCCUUUAAAGAGAACCGACUGCCUUUCAAUGUCAAGGUGCGCGAUGUUGGACAGGAGGCCUGUGGGAGACUGUCAUUCCUCAGAGAACCCAAAAGCAGUAAAGGCCUUCCUCACAGUGCCAUCUGCAACCUCAACUUCACACUGCCAACGCACAGGAAGGAAAUGGAGUCAGAUCCUGAUGAUGAGAAUGACAACAAAGAUCGACGUCAUACCUUUGCUUCAUUUGCUUUACGAAAGCGCUACAGCUAUUUGACCGACCCAUCAUCCAAAACAGCCGAAAGAGGCCACAACACCACUCCGAAAACCACGCCGCAGCCUUCUGGCUACGCUUACAAGCCUGUCUUUACGACACGCUCCUACCAGGCUUGGGCGACCAGCCCGCCCGUCACCGCCACCGGCCAGGCCAAGUCGGGCUUCGGCUCCCUCUCCAGCUCCUCCUCCAACACCCCCUCAGCCUCCCCACUGAGGUCCGUGUGGUCUGUAAACUCUGCCUCCCCCAUCAGAUCAGUCAUCGGAGGCUCACCUGCAUCCUCCAUCAAAUCUGCCAGCGACGUCGCAUCACCGAUACGCUCCUAUCGAACCAUCUCUUCCCCGAUAAAGACAGUUGUGCAGCAGGCCCAGUACCCCGUCCAGGCCUCCCCAACCCUCUUGUCUUCCCCGGGGAAGAACAUCCCUGACACUGUCUCUGUAAAAGGCUUGGCCAACCUUUCUGCCAGAACCUCUCCAGUCCCUACUGGAGGUGCACUUCUGGAGAGAUCCUCCAUUGCUAUGACCCCACCUGCUUCACCCAAGUCCUCUCUGAACAUGUAUAACUCCAGUUUGCCCUAUAAAUCUGUCAUAACCUCAAAUGCUCCGUCAACUGGUUCUCCAAUCAAAACAGUCCCAGGCCUCUCCUCAAUCCGAACAACAACUGAUGCUUCCAGCUCCCACCGAGGAUUUCUCAGCUCCCUCUCCUCACCACUGAAAACCAACUCCAGCUCCAAUGCAGCAGCCCUCAUUAAUGGGACAGUGUCACCAACUAAAUACCGCUCCUGCUCCCCUAAUUCACUCAUGUCAGGCAGCCUUCAGGAAAGGAUACAGGCUACAACAAAUGCUGCCACCACCAGCGUGAAUGCUGCCUUCGAUGAAGUUGAGAAGACACUAAACUCCUGCUCUGCAGGCUACGGCACGCUCAAGUCUGUGUCUUCUUCUCCAUCGUCCUCCUUUCAAUCUAUCCGGUCCUCAGGCUCCAACUCCAUCUAUGCCUCACUGAGAUCCCCUCCCAACUCCACCACAUCUGUGACCUGCAGCACAAUCACAGUGCCUGUUUAUUCUGUUAUAAAUGUUUUGCCUGAACCCCAAUUUAAGAAGCUUCCUGAUAUCUCCAAAUCAACAGCAGCACUCCUGUCCCCCAGAAAAUCUAUGCCCCCAGAGACAAAUGCCCAAACACAGUCUUCCUUUGCCAAAACCCUGUCCCCAGUUAAAACGCCCCUGUUCAUGUCCCCUGCAACUCUGAAGUCCACGUCCCCAUCCCCUUUGUCCAACAGCCAAGAGAUAUUGAAAGAUGUGGCUGAAAUGAAGGAGGAUCUAAUCAGAAUGUCAGCCCUUUUGCAAACUGACACAAACUCUGCUUCCAAAGGCUUCCGAUCUGACUCCCCAAAAGAGCAUAAAAUGGAGGAUGAGGAACCCUUCAGAAUUGUGGAGAAAGUCAAACAAGACUUGGUCAAGGUCAGUGAGAUAUUAACCAAGGAUGUUCUGAGGGAGAGCAAGGCGAAUAUCAAAAAUACCAAGGUUGAAGAAGAUUUGGAGGAUGAUAUUGAUGAGAUCCAGCAAAAUGGAUGGAGGUGUCCCCCUCGAUAUGAGACAGUGGCACCUCAAGCCAAAUCAAAAAACAUACCUGACAGAGAUUUUAAUCUGGCAAAGGUGGUUGAUUACCUGACCAAUGACAUUGGAACAAGUUCCCUGUCAAAAAUUGUGGAAGCAAAACAAAGAAAUGAAGAGGUAAGGAGAGAGGGAGAAGAGAAACAGAAACGCAUCUUAAAGCCUGCCAUGGCCGUUCAAGAGCACAAGCUCAAAAUGCCCCCUUCCAACAUGCGACCAUCCCCCUCGGAGAAAGAACUCUGUAGACUAGCAGAUGCAUUGUUUGGCACUGAUGCAGUUCUUGAUUCCCCAGAUGAUAUCUCUCACGACCAGGAUAAAAGUCCACUCUCAGACAGUGGGUUUGAGACUCGGAGUGAGAGGACUCCUUCUGCUCCUCAGAGCGCUGAAGGAAUGGGGCCCAAAGCACUGUUUCAGGAAAUCCCACCUGUUAUCACCGAAACACGAACUGAGGUUGUACAUGUUAUCCGGAGCUAUGAGCCUCCAGAGGACAGCAAAGAACCAAUAAUGGAAGAGGUUAAAAUGGUAAAAACUCCAGCCCGAUGCAUUGACACAGAACCUAGGUCUCCUGGUGGCUCCAUCAAGGAGAGGGUGAAAGCCUAUCAAGCCAGAACCAAUCCAGAGGAAGACAUGGUGGGCAAAGGUAUGCGCCUCAAAGAGGAAACUCACAUUACAACCACCACACGAAUGGUGUAUCACAAGCCACCAAGUAAAGAGGCAGCAUCGGAAAGACUUGAGGAGACCAUGUCUGUGAGAGACAUUAUGAAAGCCUUCCAGUCAGGUCGAGAUCCAUCCAGAGAGAUAACUGGAUUAUUUGAGCACAAGGGCAACAAUGAGGGACCAGAACAACAUCAGAGACAUCUUGAAAGGGACUCAAUGCCAAAAGUGGAACGCAUCAUUGAGGUUCACAUUGAGAAAGGAAAUAAAGCAGAACCAACAGAGGUCAUCAUUAGGCAAACCAAAAAUCACCCUGAGAAAGAAAUGUACAUCUACCAAAGCAGCAGUGGCAUAAAAGAACUUCAGAAUCAAGAGGAAAUGGAACUUCUGGAGGAUCAAGAGCCUGAAGAAUCCCUGCCCUGCUAUUUGGACUCCCCCAGAGUGAACACACCAGUCUCUCAAGAUGAUGACAGCCGGCCUAGCUCUGCCCAGUUAAUGGCUGAUGACUCGUAUAAAACUCUAAAGCUACUCAGUCAGCACUCCGUGGAAUACCAUGAGGAAGAAUCAGCAGAUACGAGGGGAGAGUCAUACAAAUUUGCAGAGAAAAUGCUCUUCUCUGAGAAAUUUGACUCUUCUCAUUCUGACUCUGAUGAAUCUGUGAUUGACAGAUCUCGUUACUAUGAUGAGGGAAUGCAGAGUGGCUCAAUGAGAGAAUUCAUGCUUAAACCUGACAAGCCAGGCACAGCCUCGAGUGACAAAGAAAACUAUGACAAGCUAACACUCCUGCAGUAUGCUUCAGAUCCCGGCAGUCCAAAAAAGUCAAUUUGGAUGAAAGUGUCUGAAGAUAAACAAAGUAAAAAUAAGGACAAGUUAGUGUAUGAGGACAGAGUACACAGAACUGUUAAAGAAGCAGAGGAGAAGCUAAGUGAAGUUUCACAGUUUUUCCGUGACAAAACUGAAAAAUUGAAUGAUGAGCUCCACUCCCCUGAGAAAAAGCACCGUAGGCCAGAUGCUCGAGAGACUAGAUCAGGACCCAGUUCCACCUGCAGCAGCCCUGAGAGAUCAGUGUUUAGAAAUGGAGGGAGUGGAGAGGAGUGGAGCAGAGAUAGGUUUAGAGACAGGUACGGAGCUCAUGACAGAAAGUGUGCCAGCCUGCCUAGCAGCCCAGAGAGACGUGUUUUGCUUCAAUGCAAUGAUGACAGUGGAAAACAGGGAGACUGCUCAUCAGCUAGCAGUGCAAGCGAGUCCUCUAAAUAUUUCCAGCCCUCCACAUCGAAGGUUAGCUCAGUUAGAAUGAAAUUCGAAUCAGACUCUCACAAGCAAGACAAGGGGCCCCAAUAUGAUCAAACAUCUGGUUCCCCAGUAAGGAAGCUACAGGAAAGUAAACUGCCUGUCUAUCAAGUUUUUGCUGGGGGGAAUCACUCUAAAGCAUCAGAUUCUUCCAAAGGCGAGCACAGCCCAAAGAAAGUCCAAGAAAGCGAAAGUGGGCAAAGUUAUAAUGUCAGAAGAGCACAAGCCCUUGCUGACAGGAAUAGAAAUGUAUCAGAUAACACCUCUCCCAAACAUCAGAAAAGCAUCCACAGCAGAGAACCAGAUGCAGAUCGUAAGACUUACAAAACUUGGGAAAGUCAUGGCAAUGGACACCACAAAACCCCAAAGUCAAAAAUGUCCCACACCCUAGUUCAGGAUGCUAUGGUUGAUGGCGAAGAUAAUGGUAAUUCCAUCAAAGGGGAAACAACAAAAAAGAUCAUAUAUACUGAGCUAGUAAUACGAGAAGACCCGAGCAGCACUGACAAACACAGUGGUUCUCAAAAAAAAAACUCGGAAUCACAAAUUCCUGUUAGGGUUUCAUCUAGUCUUGUAGAUCAUCACCAAAGUAGCAUCUUAAAGCUAGAUUCAUCUGUUAAAUCUGAUGGAGUAGGGUCCCACAUACCAACGUUAGAUAGAAGCAAGCAUCACUGUAGUUCUGAUGCUUACAAAUCAUCAAGUGAUGUAUUGUCAGUAGGAAAUGCUAACGUAGUCUGUAAUGGUGUGGAUAGUGACCAAAUUGAAUAUAUUGAGAGAGUGACUCCAGGCGUCACUGCAGACAUCAAACCUCUGCCAGUUUAUGUCAGCAUUCAAGUAGGAAAGCAGUAUGAGAAGGAGACAGCUUCUAGCCAACUUAGCACAUACAAAAAAGUAGUUAGCCACGAGAGCCGAACAGUGCACGAGACGAGGGGCGCGUUCUACACAGUCAAGCAGAAACAGCAGUCUUCACCUCAGGGCAGCCCAGAAGAUGACACCUUAGAGCAAGUGACUUUCAUGGAAAGUUCUGGAAGAAGUCCUGUCACGCCUGAGACACCUAGCUCUGAUGAUGUUAGCUAUGACCUCAAUUCCAGAGCGCCAGAUUCUGUUAUCGGCUCUAUGACUGGCAUGCCCAGCCCGAUUCCAGAAGAGUCAGAGGAAGAGGAGCAAAAGACUUUUAUUUUCAGGGAAUUACCAGCAGAGAAAGCCAAACCUGCCACACCCCCUGAGUCCCCAAAAGGCAAGCAUGAAUCACCUGGAAAAAGAACAAAAGACAAACGAGUAGCGUACAUUGAAUUUCCUCCACCGCCACCACUUGAGGCUGAGCAUUCUGACCCUGAGAAAAAGGCCUCAUGUCCGUCCUCUGAGGCAGAAACAGAUAUGAUGGAGGUAAAUCUCCAGGAGGAGCAUGACAGGCACCUCCUGGCAGAGCCUGUAAUCAGAGUACAGCCACCCUCUCCUCUUCCACCUGGAGCUGACAACAGUGAUUCCAGUGAUGAUGAGUCUGUCUUUCAACCCAUUCCUCUCAAAAAAUACACCUUCAAAAUGACAGAAGAGGGUGAAAAACGAGUCAGGCCUCGGAAACCAGAGCGAAAUGGCGCCAAUCACAAAGAGUCGAGUGUGAAUGGUGUCAUCAAAGGAGAGGAUGUGGACCUUGAGCAGAAUGGCAAUGAUCAGUCCAUCACUGACUGCUCUAUAGCAACAACUGCUGAAUUUUCCCAUGACACCGAUGCUACAGAGAUAGACUCCCUUGAUGGUUAUGAUCUGCAGGAUGAGGAUGAUGGGUUGAGUGAUCCCAAAACCUCCAGCCUUUCAAAUGAUGGAAAAACAGCUGAUCGCUCCUUCAGCCAGAGCAAACUAGAAGUGAUCGAAGAGGAGAGCUCUCCGAAUGAGGAUAAUGGAGAAAAUGCAAAAUUCAAAACCAACUCAUCAAACAAAAAGUCAGAGGCUGAUAAAGAUCAAGAUACAAUCUACUCUUUGGAGGGAAGGCAUCCUGACAGGCAAGCACAACCAGAUAGUUAUUUCAGCUACAAACUUGAGGAGGAACUAAAUACCACUUUCAAAACUGUUGCCACCAAAGGCUUGGACUUUGACCCAUGGUCAAGCAAAGGAGCAGAAGAGGGAGUAUUUGAUGCAAAAGGCAAAGACGAAGAUCCAAAACCUUUUGGUUUGUCAGUGGAAGACAAGUCACAAGCUACUACACCAGACACUACUCCGGCUCGUACGCCAACUGAUGAGAGCACUCCAACUAGCGAGCCCAACCCCUUCCCCUUCCAUGAGGGCAAGAUGUUUGAGAUGACUCGCAGUGGCGCUAUUGACAUGAGCAAGCGGGACUUUGUUGAGGAGAGGCUUCAGUUUUUCCAGAUUGGUGAGCAUACUGCAGAUGGGAAGUCAGGGGACAAGGGCAAUGGGGGCAGAAGUGCGGGGGUAGGUGCCUCCCAAACAAAGGCAGGGGAGAGAACUGUAGAGGGGAAGGUAGAGGCCAUCACAGACAUUAUACCAUCCAGAGGCAGUCCAGCUCAGGGCAGCACUGGCUGCCAGGAUGCACCUCCAUGCACUGACACUGUAGGCGAAACCGCCUCCUCUUGCACUGUUACGGCCUCCAAGGUCGACCCUAAAUUGCGCACCCCUAUAAAGAUGGGAAUCGCUGCCUCCAUAACCAUAAAGAAAGACUCUGGUUCUGCUGAACUGAGUGACUUUAAAGCAGAUGCCACAGCAAGUCAGAUGCCUGAGUAUGUUAGCUUGGAAAGCCACUUAACCGAGAGUCAGUUCAGUAGCAGAUCCUCUGAUUCAGCAGCAACUGACAGGAAAGAUUUUCCCUCAGAGAACUGCAAUAACAACAAUAAUCUAGAGGCCUCCAGUGUCCAGGCUAACUACAUCCAGUGUGGUAGUGUAGUGUUUAACCUUCAGUCAUCCUCUGAACCCACUCUACAGAAAGCCAGUAGAAUAGAAGCUCAGUUCUGUAGGGAUUCCACAGAGACAGCAGAGGACACCUUUGGUACUCAGAACCAUCAGGAAAGGGCAGACUCUCAGAAAAUAGUAGAAGUCAAGGGCCACCCCAAAUCUAGGCUUCCAGUCAAGGCCACAGGGUUUACUUUUAACAACCAAAGCUCAGGGAAGCAAAAACCUAAGCAAGCUGUCAAACCUGAGGCCAGGAAAGUGGACCCUGCAUCCAGUACUGUAGAGCCCAGAUCUAGAAUUCCAGUCAAAGAUUUCAAAAGGAGUGGUGCAGCCAGUUCUGCUGUAGCAGCUCAGGCACGACCCCGGUCAGGAAAGCCUGGGGAGGUGGAGAGAGUAGUCAAGCAGGUAGUUCCUCCCCAGCCGCCAAACAGAGACAGGUCAUCAGGGGUUGCUUUAAGCAGCUGCUCAGUCAGUGAGGCAGACAGGGCCAACCUGAGUGAGCUAUGUAGGCAGUCGAUCAAAUUCUUUCAGAGCGUUAGCGGGGGAGCAGCAAAAGUGGCGGAUCGCCUUUCAGACGAGGAGAAACAGACGCAGGCAGAGCAGUCGGAGGAGGACAGCAGCACAUCACGAAGCACCUCCCUAUCGGACCCCUCCCAGUCCCAGCCCUCCCUCUCUGCCAGCUCCUCCCGAGGGGUCACACCCUCAAGAUCAAAGGUCACGAGGUCCGCGGGCAGUGAGAGGAGGAGGACUAGGCGGACAGGAGGAGGGAAGGAGGGCAAUAAGGGCGCAGGUGCUCGUGGGGCGCCCCCCAUCGCGGAGAUCAAGCCUAGUCCGCAAAGCCCAUGUGAGAGAACGGACCUUCGCAUGGCGAUUGUAGCUGAUCAUCUGGGACUCAGUUGGACAGAGCUGGCUCGAGAGAUGAAUUUCUCAGUGGAUGAGAUCAAUCACAUCCGCACCGAAAACCCCAACUCCCUCACUGCCCAGAGCUUCAUGCUCCUGAAGAAGUGGGUGAGCAGAGAUGGGAAGAACGCCACUACGGACGCGCUGACGGCAGGGCUGACCAAAGUGAACCGGAUGGAUAUUGUGACUCUGCUGGAAGGGCCCAUAUUUGACUAUGGUAACAUUUCAGGCACCAGAAGUUUUGCAGAUGAUAGCGCUGUGUACCAGGAGAAAGCGGAUGGCUGGGCCAGCGAGAACUCUGGCGCCAACGCUGAGGCACUUGCUCAGGGGCGGAGCCACAGCACAGACCUCAUUGACAGGCAGGACAACAGUCAGGAGAACUCCAGUGACUCAGUAACAUCAUCGCCCAGAGGGGAUUCUGGAAAACCUCGUCAGAACGGCGAGCAUUCUGAAACCCCGCACCGCAGCACGGCAUCCCAGGAUUCAGCCGGUGGGGUGAAGGGAGGGGCAGGACGAGAGGAGGGAACACUGCUAGUUGAACACAAAGUAAAGCAGCGUACAGCUACAGAGACUGGCUCAGACGAGGAACGCACCAUCACCACACGAGUGUUCCGCAGACGCCUGGUCCUGAAGGGAGACGAGGCAUGGAACAUUCCGGGAGAUUCUGUUUCAGAGGAACAGUUUGUAGAUGAGGACGGAAAUGUCAUCACCAGAAAAGUGAUCCGGAAGGUGAUUCGGCGGGUGGACACUCCGACUCCGGAGGAUCAGGAUGGUAAAGGCUGUUUUCCCUCGUUGGGGGAGAGCAGUGACCCCCCCACAGAUCCACAGCCUGAGGGAGAUGCUUCCAAGGUGAGAAGAAAAGAGGAGAGAAGGUCUUCAGAGAAGAAGUAUCACUCCUAGAUGCACUUCAGCAUGAAUAGGUUCUGCAGGUGUUUCUCUCAUCUGUCUCCGGAGGGCGGGGCCAGUACAGUUGAACAAGGAGAAAGGGAACUAGUUGACCAAUAGUAAUGCAGCUUCCACAGCUUCCCCGCGCUGAGAUGCAUGGUGUUCUGGGACACAAACCAGCCUCCUCCCCUCGCCCACUCUCGCAUGAGCAUGACAGCACAUACUCCGCCUUCCGUCGUCGCACAUCCUGCUUCCAGUUUGAGAGGGGCCAGGAGAAAUCCACUUCCGAUCAGCAGCAGAUUCUGGAAUAUUCCGUGCCCUUCUACAGUGGGAUCUGUAUGGAUAUGAUGAUUUACGCCUUUUGGAGAAACCACAUGACUCCAGCAAUGUGUCAUCUUUCUGGAAAAAUUAAAUUUUUCAGGAAAAAUGUGUCAUUUUUCCAAAACAAAAUCGCCCAUCCUUCUUAAACCACGAGGCAUAUUUAUCAAAUCUUUCACCUCUCUGGAAAAAUCUAUCACUUUUCUGGAAUUCUGUCACUUUUCUGUGCAUCGGAAGUGCUGGUGUGGAUCUUUUUAACAGCUUUGGAGGAAUUCUAAUAAUGAGAAACACCACCGUAACUCAGAACACACACUUACACACACUCUUUAUUGUGACCAAAGACGGCACAAAAGCUCUUUUUCACUGAAAAAAAAUAUCCACAAGGAUGCUUUUUACUCUAUGCUUCCUGUUCGCUUUCCUCCCUUGCACAGCCCCGCCCCCGUCAGGAGGAGGAAGGCGUGGCUUAUUUGUGUUGGUUUUUAAACCGAAACAAACAAAUGACAAAAACAAUUAAUUAACGUGGUGAUUUUUUUUUUCUGUACAUAAGUUAACAUUGUGUAAAUGAUUCUUAAUAAUAGCCGUUAGUUUGGAGCGGGAGCGCCACUGUCGGUGGUGCUUUCGCCAUUUUAGGAAAGCCGGAGUGAAACUCUCGCGCACUGCUCUUCUGUAACUCAUUACUGAUUAUAGUGGGUAGGUUUGUACAUGAAAAAUAAAAAAAAAAUCAACUUACACAGGGGACCUUUCCUGAAAAGAAGCGUUCUCUGCGAAUUUGAGCAGUUCCCAGAGUGGGAAUUUCAGAUUACUGAUAUUUGGAUGCAUGCAGUCCACCUUAUAUUUUAAGUACCUUCUUUUCUAAGUUUGCAGAAACUCUGUAUUUAAACCCAUUUAAAAUGAAUACUAAUAAUAAAAUACUCUUUUUUUUUGUCCUCCUGUGCACAUACAGCUCUGAGGUUUGCCACACUUUUUCUACCCUUGAAACACAUUGUGUGAAGGACUUUAGCCUCGUGGCCCUUUGGGGCGGGGUGGCACGCUGUCCCCUGCUGGCCAGCCGCGCUGUGAUGGAGGAAUGAACUGAAUGUACUCACUAGAAAACUGGCUGGUUGUUCAACUAAACGUCUGAUGUCGUGUAGAAAUCAGCUAAAUCCAUGUACAAGUCUCUUUCUCUGUGUGUCCUAAGGCUGUGUGUGUGUGUGUGUGUGUGACCAUUAUAACGGUCAGUUUCCUCACAGGGUGGUUUUUAGCUUAAAAAAAAUGCUUUUAUUUUGCUUUUUUCAGGUUUCUGGUGAAUAUUUUCUUCCCGAGCGUUUAUAUUAAAUGUGCAGAGACUAACACGACGACACUGAAGGUCAUGCUGAUUAUUUUAUACCUAAUAAGCUUGUGUUGACCCUGUGUGACCCCUGUUUAGGACAGAGUCUGUGUGUUGCUGUGCUUUACUUUUAUUUUGGCUUGUUUUCUUUAGUUGAGAUGGUUUAAGUAAAGCUGCUGGGGGAGGGGGGGUAAACUAAGCUGACUGUAGUUUACAGAUUUCUCAGAAGGAAAAAAAAAAAGAAGAGACGUCACUUUGGGGGCGUCGCUCUGCUUCCCUUUUACCAUCACUAAAACUGUAUGCGGGCCUGGGUUUUAGUCCGUUUCUGUCAUGUUUGAUUUGAAAUCCUGUCAUUUUUUCACCCAGUCCUUUUUAACGUACACAUUCUUCUUACUGACCGAGUGAAGCCAUGUAAACUGAACUGUGUUCGAGCACUUUGGUUAUGGAAGGUCUUCUCUUUUAGAAGCUAGCAGCUACAAUGCCACCAUAAUGUUUCAAAUGUCUUAAAAAGAAUCAAAUUUACGAAGAAAUAAAAGACAUUGAUUUUGCAAACC